ACAUUUGUCCUCCUUCCCCCUUCAUCCACGUGUGGUUCCUCCAAACCCUCCACCCCACUCUUCACUCUAUUUGAUUUGAACGAACAUCCCCAUCACUUCACUCUCUACAUUUUUCUUCAUCUGUAAAUCACCAUUUUUGUUAGACGUAGUAGCUAUGGUAAAAUCUAUAAGCUUUCUUCUUGAAUUCGCAAAAGAUUACGAUGAUGGAACACCACGAGUUCGCCCCAUCUUUGAUUGGUUCAAUGCGAUGAUGGAGGUCUCCGAUUAUGAGAAACAAGCCAUCUUUUAUUCUCUCUCUGCCGCCUAUGCCUUAGUCUCAUUUGUUGCACUGGUACAACUCAUCCGCAUCCAAUUGCGCCUUUCAGGAAUUGGUUGGACAACACAAAAGGUUUUUCACUUGAUGAAUUUUGUUGUCUGUGGAUUGAGAGCAAUAUUAUUUGGGUUCUACAGCAGCGUGUUCAAUCUUAGAUCAAAAGCACUUGAGAUGAUGCUUCUGGAUCUCCCCGGUCUUCUAUUCUUCUCCACAUACACACUAUUAGUUCUGUUUUGGGCUGAAAUAUUCCAUCAGGCAAGAAACCUUCCAAUCGAUAAACUUCGACCUGCAUAUUAUGCAGUUAAUGCAGUCGUAUAUUUUAUACAGAUAUGCAUAUGGAUCUUCAUCGGUGUUGGCCCAGCUUCGGCUGCUGUUGAAACUGCUAAACUUUUUUUCGCAGUUAUUUCAUUUACUGCUGCUCUGGGAUUUGUUAUGUAUGGUGGAAGGUUGUUCGCUAUGCUUCGGCGCUUCCCUAUUGAAUCUAGAGGCCGUCAAAAGAAGCUUCAUGAGGUUGGUUUCGUGACUGGUAUUUGCUGCAUUUGUUUCAUGAUCAGAUGUGUUAUGGUUGCUGUUUCUGCUUUUAACGGGAACGCUGAUGUUGAUGUCAUUGACCAUCCAGUUCUCAUUCUCUUCUAUUACGUGGUGGUGGAGAUCUUGCCUUCUGUUUUGGUGCUUUUUAUUCUGCGCAAAUUACCUCCAAAACGUGUAUCAGAGCAAUAUCAUCCUAUCCAAUAACUCAUAGAAGAGCAUCCCUGAUUUUAGUACUUCACCGUUUUUGUUCAAAGAAGCCCUUGUCAUGCCAGCCAAGUUUUUAGUUCUUAUAAUAUCAUUUUUGCUUUUAUUGUUUUGGCGCUUGUCUCGAGUGACGUGGAGGAGUUAUAGUUUGAUUUCAGUACAGCUCUGUAGAAGUCUUGAAUUAUAAAUUAUUCAAAGUGCAUGUGACUUGUAAUCAUUUGGAUAGAAUUAGAUGUUCGAAGUUUAAAGGCCUUGGGUUAUAUUGUG
Messenger RNA from Solanum lycopersicum (tomato), 1315 nucleotides. It is a transcript of the gene TH2, whose product is annotated as tobamovirus multiplication 1 homolog 2. NCBI's taxonomy places the organism in Eukaryota, Viridiplantae, Streptophyta, Magnoliopsida, Solanales, Solanaceae. The record is from RefSeq and is marked validated.